AUGGUCAAGGACGAGAAUGGCAAGCGCAAGGCCAGCGACGAGCCCGAGUCGCCCACCCUCUCCAAGCGGGCCAAGCACAGCGACUCGGCCGAACCCGAGAAGAAGCCCGCCAUGAAGCCUAUACCCUUCCCCGAAAAACUCGGCGUCAUCGAGGAACGCAACGGCGAGAUCGAGUUCCGCGUCGUGAACAACGACAACGAGCGCGAGUCGCUCAUCAUCCUGACCGGCCUCAAGUGCAUCUUCCAGAAGCAGCUCCCCAAGAUGCCCAAGGACUACAUCGCCCGCCUCGUCUACGACCGAACCCAUCUGUCCAUCGCCAUUGUCAAGAAGCCACUCGAGGUCGUCGGCGGAAUCACCUAUCGGCCGUUUAAGGGACGCCAGUUCGCCGAGAUCGUCUUCUGCGCCAUUAGUAGUGACCAGCAGGUCAAGGGAUACGGCGCCCAUCUCAUGUCCCACCUCAAGGACUACGUCAAGGCCACCAGCGACGUCAUGCAUUUCCUGACCUAUGCCGACAACUACGCCAUCGGGUACUUUAAGAAACAGGGAUUCACCAAGGAGAUCACCCUGCCUAAAUCUGUGUGGAUGGGCUACAUCAAGGACUACGAGGGAGGCACUAUAAUGCAGUGCUCCAUGCUUCCGCGGGUGCGCUAUCUCGAGAUGGGCCGCAUGCUGCUGAAGCAGAAGGAGUGCGUGCACGCCAAGAUCCGCGCCUUUUCCAAAUCCCACAUGAUCCACCAGCCACCCAAGCAGUGGAAGAAUGGCGUCGAAUCCAUAGAUCCCAUGUCCAUCGACGCCAUCCGCGAGUCCGGCUGGUCGCCCGACAUGGACGAGCUGUCGCGCCAGCCGCGGCACGGCCCCAACUACAACCAGCUCCUCCACCUGCUGAACGACCUCCAGAACCACCAGUCGGCCUGGCCCUUCCUGGUACCCGUCAACAAGGACGACGUCGCCGACUACUACGACGUCAUCAAGGAGCCCAUGGACCUGUCGACCAUGGAGGCCAAGCUCGAGGCCGACCAGUACGGCACGCCCGAGGAGUUCGUCAAGGACGCCAAGCUCAUCUUCGACAACUGCCGCAAGUACAACAACGAGACGACGCCCUACGCCAAGUCGGCCAACAAGCUCGAGAAGUACAUGUGGAGCCAGAUCAAAGCCAUCCCCGAGUGGUCCCAUCUCGAACCGUAG
Messenger RNA from Neoarthrinium moseri, 1185 nucleotides. RefSeq lists its product as uncharacterized. Gene Ontology annotation, cellular component: histone acetyltransferase complex. The transcript has 3 exons. Gene Ontology annotation, molecular function: histone H3 acetyltransferase activity; protein binding. NCBI's taxonomy places the organism in Eukaryota, Fungi, Ascomycota, Sordariomycetes, Amphisphaeriales, Apiosporaceae. The record is from RefSeq and is a predicted model, not a curated record. The coding region runs from base 1 to 1185 and encodes 394 amino acids. Gene Ontology annotation, biological process: chromatin remodeling; positive regulation of transcription by RNA polymerase II.